Molecule: messenger RNA, 321 nt
Organism: Penicillium concentricum
Lineage: Eukaryota; Fungi; Ascomycota; Eurotiomycetes; Eurotiales; Aspergillaceae
Exons: 2
Coding region: 1-321 (106 amino acids)
Source: RefSeq, a predicted model, not a curated record
AUGCAGGUGGACGGUAAUACGCCUCAGGCAGUGAAAUGUCCGAUAUUGGAAGUAUUGGAAGCUCGAGGGCCAGCAGAGCAUUGGCAUGUCCACUCACUGAAGCAUGCAAAUAUCGACUAUGAGGUGAUAGAUGCCGACCCCAUCGCGUCACCUAUUAGUGCCUCUAUCGCAAUUUUCCAAAAUGGGUGCAUGUUAUUGGAUCAGCUGGGACUCUAUCAGGAUCUUCGCUCUCCUGUCCACCUCAAAAGAACGAACGUCCGACUUUCGUCACGCAAACUGCUGACAGGACCUAAUGCAGGAAUACUUCUUGAACAACUGUAA